AUGUUUGUUAACGUGGGUUCGGAGUAUCGCGCAGUUGUGCGUGUCCCUUUAAAGGGCACUAACAUGGAAAAGUCCACUUGAGCUGGUGGGGGUACCAUUUUGUUUUCACGUUAUUUUAAAUCUUAACGAAGUUGCUUGAAAAUAAAAUUACUUAGUGAAAUGUAAUACUUACUAUAUUUGUAUAAUGGAUGUCUUUAUUGUCUUCAUCUUCAUUCCAGCUAAUUAGAAAGUUAAAAGCUAUUUUCAGACAUCCCUCCUCCUCUCGGGCUCGCUGUGGCAGUGAUCCAGCUGGACGCUUUGAUUUCAGGACAGAUCAAGUCUGGUCGAUCGGCACCUUUUAGAAUUUGUUAUUUUAUUAAAAUACUCAAACCUCAGGGGUCACUCGGUUGUUAAGGAAUUACGGUUGUGUUCUACUUUAAAUGAGGACUCGUGUUCGGAGUGCACUUUUGGGGAACAGUAUUUGCCCGUGAAGGCCGUGUGGUUGUCCCCGGAGUGGCUCAACUGUUCUCUCUGACUGAUCCGAUGGGGGACACCGGCAGCGAGCGCAGCAACCCACCGAGUCUUCCUCCGCGAUGCCCCUGCGGCUUCUGGGGGGGCCUGUCCUGUUUCCCACAAGCAGGAAUCGGGUCAACCUACCUAUCUCUUGCAGCAGAUCCAGUAAGACCAUGAACCUGUGCUCCAAAUGUUUCGCUGACAUUCAGAAAAAGCAGCCAGAUAGUGAGUGUUCGUCCAAGUCAAGCUCAAGCUCUGAGAGUAUGCAGACAUACAACAGUGAAGCGGGCAGUGCCAGCAGCCCGGACCGGCCCUCACUGUCUCCACCUGCACAUCCAGAACAGCCGACAGUCACAGUCACAUCCCUCCCCUUCAGCACAGCACAGGAAGGAGCUUCAUGUUCCAGAGUAGCACAAGGUCUUCUCUGCACUCCCACCAAACGACCGUGCCAUACAGAUGUUUCUGCUUCAGACGAUGAGGCGUCUCCAGCUAAACGUGCGCGGCUUGAUGACUGCUCAUCAGGAAAAGAGGCGAGGAGUGGACCCAAGCAGAAGAACCGCAGGCGCUGUUUUCAAUGUUCAAGCAAACUAGAGCUGGUACAGGCGGAGCUGGGCUCCUGUCGCUGUGGCUAUGUGUUCUGCAUGCGCCAUCGUCUUCCUGAGCAGCACAAGUGUGAAUUCGAUCACUUGGGACGCGGUCGCGAAGAGGCUGUGCGCAAAAUGGUGAAACUGGACCGUAAGGUGGGCCGGUCCUGUCAGCGUAUUGGAGAGGAGUGUUCCUGAUUCCCGUCAUCCAUCCCUAGAUAGCAAUCCCUCAAGAAAGGCCCAAGAAAACAAGAAUUAAUAAGGAAAGAAUUGUCCAGAGCUUGAUCGGGGGUCGUCUCUCGUUUGAGGCCUCGAGUGACCCGAAGAGCUCGGCUCCUGAUGCUCUCUGCCUUAAUCUGUUGAAAACUGCCUGUUUUGACAGGUGGAUUGCAAAUCUUCAGCAGCAAGUCUUUUCAAGUACUAUGUGUUUGUGUGAGUGGCUGAGUGUUAAAGAUUUGUUAUUAGUCUAUUAAGUCUGUCAAACUAGGACCUGAUUCCUCAAAGAUCUGCUGCACCCACAGGCCUCUGCAACUAUAAAUCCCUGACUGAUGUUUCUCGAUCAAUGCCUCCGCCUGCCCAUGUAGUCUCUGUUCUGCUGCCAUUGUUUCUCUGAUAAAGACUUGUUUACAGAUUACAUGAAGUCAUGUUUGUUUCUGGCUCUUUAAUUGCACAUCACAACAUCUGAAAGACAAUCAAACCACACGGUUGAGUUGAUUAUAUCAGAAGGAAAUGGCUUCGAGGUAUAAUUAAAAAUGACAGUUUGAAGACGUUAGUGUAAACAUGUAUUUUGUUUUUUUGCAUAUUAAAUGAGCUUGUUUUAGUAUAGAAUUGUGUAUUUAGUUGCAUAUUUACUGCUUCAUUUGUUGCUUUUUUUUUUUCCAUCUCUUUGCUCAUGUUCUUAAAGUUGAAUAAACUGGUUUAGAUUAUGCUAGAAUGUUUCAGUAUUUAUGGGGGUUAUAUUGAAGAAAACAAAAUCCAUGAGUGACUUCACAGUCAGGCAAAGCAAUGAAGAGCAAGGUUUAGUGUCUGUCCCGCUAUUCAUUAAACAGUCCCACCAGGAUUUCGUGGCACUUUUUUCCAGAUUUUUGUGGCCCAAAAUGACUGAAUUUGCUGCAGCUUUUCUAAACUUUUGCUAUACAAUUUGCAGCAUUUUUUGGGGGGUUUGUUUUGCAGUAAAAAUUAUAAAAAUCAUCAUUAUAUACCUCUGUAAUUGGGUUACUGUAAUUCAACAUAAAUGCAAUUACAUAUAAAUAUUUUAGUGCAUAAUAACUGAAUAUACAGUUAGUAGGCAAAAAACUAAAAUAAAAUACACAAACAUUCCAUACAGUUAGGUGAAACCUGUGGGUGUUGGAAAAACCCUUAUUUUUGUGUG
Messenger RNA from Xyrauchen texanus (razorback sucker), 2448 nucleotides. RefSeq names its product AN1-type zinc finger protein 3-like. The transcript is spliced from 7 exons. Gene Ontology annotation, molecular function: zinc ion binding; DNA binding. Bases 573 to 1274 code for a protein of 233 amino acids. The record is from RefSeq and is a predicted model, not a curated record. Lineage: Eukaryota; Metazoa; Chordata; Actinopteri; Cypriniformes; Catostomidae.